ACAGUCCAGAGCUCCUAGCGCGCCGAGCUCUACACCUUCCGACGGUUUUUUUCACGCAGUCGAACCCUUUCCGAGCCCUGGGACGCCCACCUCCUCGCCGCCGCCGCCGCCCGCCGGUCUCCGCCGUCGCCUUCCUCUUCAUCAUCACCGGCGUCGGCCUUCCCCCUUCAUUUUCCUGCUCUCCUCGCCGCUACCUGUCGGCCUUCGCCCUUCACUUCCCUGCUCUCCUCGCCGCUACCUCCCACCGGUCUCCGCCGUCGCCUUCCUCCCCAUCGUCACCGGCGACGGCCUUCCCCUCCGAUCUCCCCCAGUGUGAAGAACAAUUGAAACCAUUCUACUGGACAAUCAGAUAUCCUUCAAUUUAUUGAAAUCCUACAAUGUCGUAUGGUCCUGGACUUCAGUCACUAAUAGAUCAGACCAUAUCAGUCAUUACAAAUGAUGGACGACAUAUUGUGGUCAUUGGGCCUGCAGAGUUAGUCCUAAAUGGAAUUUUGAAAGGGUUUGAUCAAGCUACCAAUAUCAUUCUUGAUGAGUCACAUGAGCGGGUUUACUCUACAAAGGAAGGUGUUCAGCAACUUGUUUUGGGACUGUAUAUUAUAAGAGAAGUGUUGUGGGAGAAUUAGAUGAAGAGCUGGAUGCAAAUCUGGACCUGUCAAAACUAAGGGCACAUCCUCUCAAGCCUGUGAUCCAUUGAUCAAGUUAAUGUCCAAGCCUCUUGAUAUUUUCUCUAUACAAGAGAGAUGUCCUACAGUGAGAUUUGAGGUAUUUAGUUGUUCAAAACAAGAAUAGACCUGAUGUUUGUCCAACAGAAUGCAAGUUGUUCCUACUCUGCUAUAAUUUUUGAUGCCAACUAGGCAACAUUAUUUCUAGCAGACACAUUAGAAAAAGGCAAUGCAUCAGAACUGAAAGGAUAUAUGGAUCUAAAUGUUCUGGAAACCUUUAACCUCUUUUUUUCCUAAAAAAAUAUCAUAAGAAAUAUUGGAACGAAUGCAGUCACCCACCAAUACAACAUUUUGUUAGUUUUAUAUUUCCACAUGGCUUAAUAUUUAAGAUAAUCCAUAUCAAUUGGAUUCAAACCAUGCAAGACACGGUGAACUCUACAAUAUUUUGCAUUUUUAGCUUCAAACAUUCUAGGUGAAAAGGUGAAAUCCUUGAAAUAUUUGAUGUCUGGUCUACCUAGAAAAGGUACCUGCAGGUUAAUGCUAGAAGAUUUACAAAUGACUGCGGUAGUCCAUCUCAUAUUCGCAUGAUGGAAGGUUAAACAUGAUGGUUCAGACCAAGAUUGAGCCUUCAAACCUGACAUGGUGGUAAAAGGGUCGCAUGAUGCCUAGUC
Molecule: messenger RNA, 1333 nt
Organism: Elaeis guineensis (African oil palm)
Lineage: Eukaryota; Viridiplantae; Streptophyta; Magnoliopsida; Arecales; Arecaceae
Product: sm-like protein LSM8
Biological process (GO): mRNA splicing, via spliceosome
Cellular component (GO): U6 snRNP; precatalytic spliceosome; U4/U6 x U5 tri-snRNP complex
Molecular function (GO): mRNA binding
Source: RefSeq, a predicted model, not a curated record